Monoraphidium neglectum is the source of this 839-nucleotide messenger RNA. RefSeq lists its product as hypothetical. Gene Ontology annotation, cellular component: ribonucleoprotein complex. Gene Ontology annotation, molecular function: RNA binding. The record is from RefSeq and is a predicted model, not a curated record. The annotation marks the transcript as partial. The transcript is spliced from 5 exons. NCBI's taxonomy places the organism in Eukaryota, Viridiplantae, Chlorophyta, Chlorophyceae, Sphaeropleales, Selenastraceae.
AUGCAGGACAUGCAGCAGCUCAGCCAGGAGAUGGCUAGUCUCGGUCUUGCUGGGGGAGAGCAGCGGCCGGGCAGCCACUCGUCGCUGCCGUCGCACAGCAAUCUAUAUGUGAACAACUUGCCCUACAACAUCUCCGAGCAGCAGGUGGACGAGCUGUUUGCGCCCUAUGGAGAAGUGAUUUCGCUGCGGCUGGUGCGCGCGUCGCGCAUGGGCCCCUCCACCAAGACCUUUGCAUUUGUCAAGUAUGCAAACGUGCAGGUGAAGGGGGAGAGCGCCGCCACGCGUGCGGGGCCGCUCGCCCGAGGGUUCGAAGGGCCGGCCGGGCGGACGAUCCGGUGGCUGUCUGGCAGGCCGGCGGCGCGACGCGCGCGUGCGCGGCCACACAGCCGCGGGGCGGGCGGGCAGCAAGCCGUGGCGGCCAUACAGGGGUUGAACCACUCGCCCUGCGCCGGCGGCGCGGCGGGCGCCGCUGGGCUGCUGGAGGUCAAGUUUGCCGACGCCGACGCGGGCGAUCGCAACCCUGAGCUAAGCGCCCCGCCCAGCGACAACCUGUACUGCAAGAACCUGCCGGGCAGCUACACGGACGACGACCUGAGGGCGCUGUUCGCGCCGCACGGCAACGUGAUCGAGUGCAAGCUGCUGCACAGGGGCGACAUCGCGCAGGGUGCCGGCGCGCUGGUUCGGCUGGGCAGCCUGUCUGAGGCGCAGCGCGCGAUCGCGGGGCUGCACAAUCAGCGACUCCCCGGCGCCGCGGCGCCGCUGGUCGUUCGCUACGCUGACAGCGCGGAGCAAAAGGCGAAAAAGGCGGCGCGGAUGGGGCGCGCGUACGACCGCUGGGC